Molecule: messenger RNA, 1883 nt
Organism: Stylophora pistillata
Lineage: Eukaryota; Metazoa; Cnidaria; Anthozoa; Scleractinia; Pocilloporidae
Product: serine/threonine-protein kinase Chk2
Biological process (GO): protein phosphorylation
Molecular function (GO): protein binding; ATP binding; protein kinase activity
Source: RefSeq, a predicted model, not a curated record
CCAACAUGGCCGAUCAACAAACACCGGAUACUUCCAGCAGCACAGGGACUUCUUCAAGCUCACAGAGCCAGAGUGUUCAUUCAUCGGCGAGUAUGGACUCGGCAGGAACAGCUGCUACACUUCCAACCCAGGAUGUUGUUGAUGGAAUGUCAGAUGAAGAAGAACUAAAGGUGUCAAGUUGGGGAAGACUGUUCCCGCUUGGCAUCGGUUUUGAAAAGAUUGAUCUUGAAAAAGAUGUGAAUACAUUUGGCCGUGGCACCAACAAUGAUAUCUGCUUUGAACCCAGAGCAUUUAAGAAGAAUCCACAAUAUCAGGCAAUUAGUACAAAACAUUUUAAAUUAUACAGGGAGUUUGAUGGAAAUGGAACAUUUAAUGUGUUUCUUACUGAUCUUAGUUCAAAUGGAACUUUCAUUAAUGGGCAAAAGAUUGGAAAAAACAAUACACAUCCAUUGAAUAACAACGAUGAGAUAUCAUUAUCUCUAAAGAAACACAAAGCUUAUGUAUUUCAGAACAUAAAUCAAGCUGACAAGGAAUUUAGUUCACUACCAGAGGAUUUAAAGGAGAAGUAUGUUAUGUCUAGAGUCCUUGGAAGGGGUGCAUGUGGUGAAGUUCGCUUAGCAUUUAGUAGGGGAUCCUGUGAAAAAUUUGCAGUCAAGAUUAUCAGCAAAAAGACAUUUUCUGUUGGGCCCAGGCAAGCAGCUCUAAGAGAUGAGGUUGAAAUUUUGAAGAAGCUUCACCAUCCCUGUGUGAUCCGAAUUGAAGAUGUGUUUGAAACUGCAGAAGUCCUAUACAUCUUUUUAGAACUUGUAGAAGGUGGUGAGCUGUUUGACCGAGUCGUUAGUGUCACAAGAUUUGAAGAACCAAUAGCAAAACUUCUGUUUUACCAGAUGCUUGUAGCAGUAAAGUAUUUACAUGAACAAGGAAUUACUCAUAGAGAUUUAAAGCCAGAAAAUGUCCUUUUGAGUUCAGAGAAGAAUGAAACUGUAAUCAAGAUUACUGACUUUGGACUGUCCAAAGUAGUGGGAGAACAGAGUUUAAUGAAGACAUUGUGUGGCACGCCUAGUUAUCUGGCACCAGAGGUCCUCUUGACAGCUGGCAUGGGAGGGUACUCUAAAGCUGUUGAUCUGUGGAGCUUGGGUGUCAUAUUGUUUAUAUGUCUUGGAGGUUACCCUCCCUUCUCAGAAGAAAUAAAGAAGCACACACUUCACGAGCAGAUUGUCAAAGGCAUCUACUCUUUUCCAAAAAGUUACUGGAAAUCUGUCUCACCUGAAGCCAUCGAUCUAAUUAAGAAACUUCUAACUACGGAUCCGCAGAAAAGAAUAACUGUGGAUGAAGCUCUGCAACAUCCCUGGAUUUCAAAUGACGAAAAAGUAAUCGAAAAGGCAAAUCAGCUGAUGGCUGCAGUGAACGCUGAUAUGCCUCCGCCUUCUGGGCCUGUUCUAAAGAAGAGGCACCCUUCUGAUGAGGAUGACAGCACUGGUCCAAGACGAAAACGAAUUUCCACGGAUGUUGUCGAGAGUGAUAGUACCACGAUUCUGUCGUGACCGAACCAAUUGCAGUCACGCAACGCCGAGGAAAGGAUGAUUGUUUUUAUGAAGAACCGUUGAUGGUUGAUGUUAUUUGUUGGUGGAAAAGGAAGCUACACAUUCUAAUAACUGAGUUGGGGAAUUAAGCGAAACUUUGAAAUAGGAACUACAAACUGAGAGACAUUAGUACACCCAUAAGAUAGUUUACCAGCGAUAGAUAUAGAGAUAUAUAAUGAAUCAUUUCUUACUCCUAGAAAGGUGAUCAUUAAUAAAUUUUUAUGCUUGUCAAACAAGAAGAUUAUUGUUCAAUCUUGAGCUUUUCAUAGCUCAGGUAUUAAAGGAAAUUUUUUGAAAUUA